AUGGAGCUACAGUGGCCGAUUUUGUCCUCACUUCCCGACCACGGCCCGAUCGGCCUCCCGAUCAGCAAGCAACGAUGGCGACGAAACCAAGUCGCCUGCGACGCAUGCCAUUCUCGUCGAGUUCGAUGCGACAUGGUCUCCCCGGCACCAUGCUCCCGCUGCCAGGCCAGGGAUGUUAACUGUGCUAUUACGCGCACUCGGCGGAAACGCGGGCGAAUCGCAAAAUCCAAGCUAGCUAAGGCUAGCGGGGGGCAUGAUACCUCUGAGUUCUUUAACACCCCUGCAGGCUGCGCUGAGGAAAUGAAGAUCGAGGAGAAAUGUAGUACCAUCUCGCCACCGAGCUCGUCACCUAUCAACCUCCUUACCCCAGAUUCAGUUACACAGCAACCCUCGCCGGUAUUCAACGAAAUCGACGCGCUCUUGGCCUUGGAAAUGGGCGACGGUUGUCAGGGAACGACUGAUGCGCAACUCUUGGAAGGAUUGGGCAUGGGCAUACCAGAUGAUUGGGUGUCGACGCGUGAUUUUCCUGUUUUAAGCCCAGAUGAUGAAGCUGCUCUAUCACCACUGCCAGAUAUUUGGACGGUGGAUGGCAUUGCUCCCCGAGAGGCGGGUCUGAUGCCUCCACAACCACCCUCCCCGCCGAAACGCGAUAAAGCUGCUUCCGAAUCGACUGCGAGACCCCCUUUGAAAUAUCAGGUGCUGAAAACCAUGAUGCCCUUUCUCGAAACACAUCUUUCGCCCCGACUUGUCAACGAUUUGCUCGAACUAUACUUCACUGGUCAGAAUGUCCAUUGCCAGAUCUUGCACAGGCCUUCUUUUUUAAGUCAGGAGUGCUGCUCUGCGAAGCCUGCACUGUUGGCAAGUAUACUCUGGCUAGCUGCCUCGAACGAUGGGGUCUUUUCUUCGCUGUCGGAGCAGCGGCGGGUGUGUCAGUUUCUAAGUGACCUGACAAAGACUUUGUUGCAGCCUUCAGGCAGCGACCACGUCAGCAGCCCAGGUUGUUCAAUGAAAUUUGGCACACUAACGGCAGAUGAGGCAUUAUCUCCGACAACAAAUGACAUUCUUGAAAGUUUGAAGGGUGAUGGUGGCCUGCCAAAGCCCGCCGGAAAUCUGGAUGACCUUAUAACCUACAUCCAUAUUGCUUACAUUCUCUCUGCUGUACAAGACACUGCAGCUCUAGCAUGGUGGGAGGCGUGUUUUGCUUCAGCUAAGCAGCUCAAUCUCAACCAGGAGAUCCCAGACAUGACCAUUGCAGAUCUUAGCAACCAAACUGAAUAUCCAUGCCGUGAUUUUCCGACCCGUUCUAUCUUGACAGAAGUGUAUCGUGAAGAGCGCAGGCGAACAUGGUGGCUUCUUUACACGAUGGAUCGUCAUCUCGCAUUAUGCCACAACCGUUCCGUAUCCCUACUUGAUAAAGAAUGCCACGGCUUGCUCUUUCCACUGGAUGAAGCUUCCUGGCUGAAUGAAACCAACAAUUCUUCUCAUGACUCACAAUCAGAGAGGAAAAGCGAACGACGGUGUUUUCCUGACUUCCGCUGUCACGACUCUUCCUUGUUCGGAUUGUUGCUUCCGGUUAUGACAAUCAUGGGGGAUAUUAUUCAGCUCAAUUAUGGGCGGCAGCAUGACAAGGAAGUGACAGUGGCGCAAGUUCUGCGACAUAUCGAAAUAUAUCAUGCCAGUUUAAUGGAUUUUACCCCGUCCACGACCUCUUUGGAUUUCAACCUCGAAGCCUCCGAACCAUUCGUCAACCCACAGGCUGACAAAAAUGAAGCCUGGCACAGAGAAACAGUGGAUGCCUACUCUUCUUACUUGGCCCAUGCUCUUAAACUACUACUGUUAUUGGGAAAGUGCGACUGGCCGUCCCUGAUUGAAAGCAACGACUUCGGGACUUCUUCAGUUUUCGCAGACACAGUGUCUCACACAAUAGAGGCAGACUUUUGGUUAAAACAGAUCCUGCGAUUUGACCCGGAUACCAGGUUUAUGCCUUCCUUCUUCGGCAUUCAGCUGGUUUUGGCAGGCUUCCCGGUCCUGCUCGUCGUCGACCGUUUUCAAAAAGAGUCGGGCACCGACAUUCUCAAUGCAGGAGAGACCAUCAUACGAGCCACAGAAUCAUGCUUGGUCUCUAGAAGCACAGAAUAUGGAAAGAUGUUUCGGCAAGUGAUGCGCAGCGCACUUUCACAGGCCUGGGGUCGUCCUUUGAGUGGUAGCGAGAUUCGGCGUCGCCGCCAAGCAAUAGUUCACCUCUAUCAGUGGAUACGCAAGGAGAAUGCUUGA
Penicillium argentinense is the source of this 2274-nucleotide messenger RNA. RefSeq lists its product as uncharacterized. NCBI's taxonomy places the organism in Eukaryota, Fungi, Ascomycota, Eurotiomycetes, Eurotiales, Aspergillaceae. The transcript is spliced from 2 exons. Gene Ontology annotation, biological process: DNA-templated transcription; regulation of DNA-templated transcription. The coding region runs from base 1 to 2274 and encodes 757 amino acids. The record is from RefSeq and is a predicted model, not a curated record. Gene Ontology annotation, molecular function: DNA binding; DNA-binding transcription factor activity, RNA polymerase II-specific; zinc ion binding.